This is a messenger RNA of Durusdinium trenchii, 1788 nucleotides long. The record is from the annotation of a GenBank genome assembly. NCBI's taxonomy places the organism in Eukaryota, Dinophyceae, Suessiales, Symbiodiniaceae.
AUGAGUUACCCGAUGUACACUGUAGCAGCCGAAGUGCUGUUGAAGAUGGAUCGACUCCGACCGCAUGAACGGUUAAUGGAGCAAGGGAUGCUCGUGGAGUUCAAGAAGGGUAUGGGAAAUGCGGCCUUCGUUUCGCAUCAGUGGGUGGGAGGGGAACAUCCCGAUCCAGAGUUCAAGCAGUUCCAAGUUUUACAGGAGGCCUUGCGACGCACCCUUACUGACUUGAAGGUCAUUGAAUUGGACAUCUACACGGAGAGUUUUGUUCCGAGUGCCAAGAGCUUGCCAACCAACAAGCUUUGGUCCGAAGCACUCUUCGUGUGGUAUGACUAUUUUUCGUGCCCACAGCUCGAGCACAACGGGACUCACUACACUGAUAUCAACCAGACAAGUGAUCUUGCUCUUGCCAUUGAAAGCAUCCCUGCCUAUAUCACAAAGUGUGCAUUCUUCUUUGUCUUGUGCCCCACGAUUGAGAAUGCCGAUUCCUCCAAGUUGUUCACUCCUGUGACCUGGGCUCAGCGUGGCUGGUGCCGCAUGGAACGCGCCUGUCGAGAGCUCUCCAUGGAAGCUUCGUGGAUCAUGAUCAAAUCCUCGGGGUGGUUGGAGCUUAUUGGCUCGCCCUUGGGAUCUUUUGCCUUUGGCGGACCUGCUGGGGAGGGCCAAUUCAGCGUCGAAGAGGACCGCCAGAAAUUGGGGCCAGUGAUGGUGCACCUCUUGAAGCACAAGUUGCAUUCCCUCCUCAAGGCCAAGGAUCUGGUGGGGUACCGGUUGCUGCUGAACACGCAGAUGACCCAUCUUGGAGGCUUCAAGGUUGAUGUCGUGGACGACGUUGUCCCCUGCUUUGAACCAGAUCCCGACUCAAAGCCUGACUCCUUGUCGGUCAUCGUAUCGCGAUUCUUCUAUCAGAAUGGCUUCAAAGGAGUCAACGAUGUGGACCGUGCCGGCUGGUCACCUCUCCACUAUGCCGCAUUGAAUGGAAAUCCACAGUUGAUUCAAGGCUUACUGGAGCAACGGGCAGAUCUGAAUUGCAAGACCCACAAAGACCAACCAAUCAUUGGCAUGCACGGCCACGCGUCUGCACUGGUCAUCAGCCUUUUCUUCAAGCAAAACAAGGUUGUGCGCUUGUUGCUGGAAGCUCGGGCCAUCAUGGACGGAGGCCUGCAUCCUCCGAUCUAUUGUGCGGCCAGGGCAAGCAACUCCGAAGGUGUUCGCUUGUUGUGCGAAGCCAGCUGCAACAUCCACGCAAGGGAUUUGUACGAUGUCUCAGGCUUUGAAGCUGCCGCCAUGAACGGAGCUCGUACUUCCAUGGAUGUUUUGGCUGCGGCAGGUGCCCUGGAAAGCGCCAACAUGGGCAAUGUGCUUUUUUGGUCGCAAGUCUUUCGGGGAGGUCAGCGGGAGAUGGUCCAACAUUUGCUGGAUUUGCGGGCUGAUGUGAACUAUCAGUACGGUUGGCCAUCCCUUCGGACCACCUUUGGGCAGUUUGUGGCCCUGAACACGCUGAAGUACCGGCUGGGCAACCGAACCCGGAACCCCCGACGCUGCUUUCACGGAGUGGAAGGGACACCACUAAUGAUGGCGGUGAUCGCCGGGGAAUACGAAGGAGCUGCUGCCCUGAUUGCAGCAGGAGCAGACAUCAAUAUCCGCAAUGGGCGGGGGGUCACUGCGGGCGAUCUAGCACAAGGAUUGGCUGUGCCAGAUUUCUUAGCGGAGGGUCUUCUUGGUCGGCGAGCAGAAUGUGAGAGAAUCCUCUCAAUUUCACUCGCAGGCAGCCUAGUAGAAACCAAGCUUUGA